Drosophila elegans is the source of this 1967-nucleotide messenger RNA. RefSeq names its product probable tubulin polyglutamylase ttll-15 (gene TTLL15). Gene Ontology annotation, biological process: protein modification process. The transcript is spliced from 4 exons. The record is from RefSeq and is a predicted model, not a curated record. Lineage: Eukaryota; Metazoa; Arthropoda; Insecta; Diptera; Drosophilidae. Bases 111 to 1661 code for a protein of 516 amino acids.
UACCGAUGUUUUGAAAACAUCAAUGUUCCUCCACCUCCAAUCGUUAUUAAAAGGUUGUUUUAAAAUAGUCGCUUGUAUUAGUCGCUUGUAUAGCACUUAUUAAACUUCAAAUGGAUGCCAGUGUGGAGGAAAACGCUUCUCAUCAAACGGAACCAGAAUGUAAGUUGGCCAAAUCAGAGGAGGCCGAGAAGCCAUCAAAUAGCAUUGGCCUGUUGCCGGUUAUGAUUUUCCUGGCGGCCACGGUGACCACAGCGGUGAUGGUGGAACUCCUGCCCCAUGCCAGCAAGGUUUUUCCCUGGAGUUCCUCGGUUUCCACAGAAGACCAGCAGCAGCCACCGCCCACCUAUGCGAUCUUUGGGCGGAGUCCCACGGAGGAGCAUCUGGUGCAUGUGGUGAAAGUGCUGGAGAUGUUCGGCUACCAAAGAGUGGGCGUCAACGAGAGCUGGAACCUGCUGUGGGCCCACGACUAUCCUUUUCUCUCCCUCUCCAGCCUCAAGAAUCUUGGCCAGCAUCAGGUGGUUAAUCACUUACCGGGCUGCGGCUAUCUCACUAACAAGGUGGACCUGUGCACCACCCAGCUGCCAUUCCUGCCACGCGCCUUCCGCCUGCCAUCGCAGAGGGAGGAGUUCCUGGACUACGCCAGUGAUAAUCCGCAGGCUCUCUUCGUCCAGAAGCACAACGAACACCGGCACAUCAAGGUCCGAGCUCCCGCGGAUAUUGCAUUAGGGUCCAAUGAUUCCUUUGUCCAGGAGUUCGUCCAGAGACCCUUCCUGGUGGAUGGCCACAAGUUCGACAUCGGAGUUUAUGUGGUCAUCACCUCUGUGAAUCCCCUGCGAGCGUACAUCUACUCGGGCGACGUGCUGUUCCGAUACUGUCCGGUGAAAUACCAUCCCUUCGACGCCGAGAAUGUGGACAAGUACAUUGUGGGGGACGACUAUCUGCCCACCUGGGAGGUCCCUUCGCUGCGGAAGUACUACAAUCGCUUUGGUGGCAGCAUGCGCACCGUCUUUGAAGCAUAUGUUCGUGACCAGGGCAUGGAACCGGCCAAGAUUUGGCCUCAGGUGGAGCACAUAAUCCGCACCACGAUUGCGGCAAAGGAGAGGGACAUCGUCAAUAUUCUACGCUCGUACAAGACCCACAACUUUUUCGAUCUGAUGCGAUUUGAUCUGUUUAUUGACGAGGAUCUAAAGGUUUUCCUCAUGGAGGCCAACAUGUCUCCUAAUCUUUCUUCAGCCCAUUUCAAGCCGAAUUCGCUUUUGUACGAGCAAGUUCUGUACAGCGUUUUCAAUUUAGUGGGCAUUCGACCACUUACUGCAGCAAGUGGCACCAUGUUUGGCGAAAGCAGUGAGAUGAUCACGGCCGAUAAAAACUUGGCCACUGACCUGAACAAAUGCGCUGUCUACGACUGCGACAAGUCCUGCAACAGAGAGGAAUGCCAUCUUUGCUUGCAAUGCCUCAGUGGAUCGGAGUACAAGAUGCUACAGCAAGCUCAUGAGGAACACCUACAUCGCGUUGACAUGAAGCGCAUUAUUCCUCAACCAAUUCACGACCUAAAAAGUUUCCACAUUGUGGAGGAAACUGCUAAUAUGACGAAGAGAAACGCUUGGAUGACCCGCUGGUUCUAUAACAAAUGCCAAUUUGAUGCUGCCUGGUGCAAUUAGAUAAUUUGAAUGUAAACAUCCGCUGUGACUUAGUAACCUCAUAUGCUCAGCAUUGGUAAAUGGCCACCGAUUGUACUUAAUUCGACACUGAUAAAUGUUAAUGCCCAAUGGUAAAGAGUGCCUUGCAGUCAUAGGUAAUCAGUUUUAUUUACUAUUUAUAGAAUAUUAAUCUAGAGCUCGUUUUGCUCUUAGGUGCUUUAAAUUGACAGCUAAAAAAAUGUACAAACCAAGAAAACCGUCCCUAGAUGAAUUCGAUUCCUUAGCUCUAAAAUAACAUAAGCAAAAAUGGCUAUCCUUAACUUUAUA